AUGGUUCAAAAGGAAGAAGAAAUGAAUGAGUGUGGUGCUCUCAGUGGUGACAAAGUGGAAAUGUCUUCAGUGUCACCACCUCAGGAGAAAGGAAGGAAGAAUAAGAGAAAGUUAGCUGAUCCUUCUCAACAAAAUACUGCUUCUCUGACGGAAUUCCCUCGAUAUGAGUCACCUACGUUGAAACCUCAGAACCAUUUGAGUGACAAUGGGCCGAUUGGGGAAGUUUCUAAUCCGCUGAAAGUUGAGGAGUCUGAAUCUGUAGGAUGGGAUGACCCAUUUGCCUGUCAUCUUGAAGAAUUGUUGUCAUCAAAUUUGCUCGCGCUCUUCCUUAAUGCAAUGAAGCAGGUUAUUGAUUGUGGUGUCUACACCGAUGAUGAUAUUCUGAAAGCUAUGUCAGGUAGUAGGCUCUAUUGUGGAGGCAAUGAUCUUGUGGCAAACAUUGUCAAUAACACUUUGAGUGUUCUCAAGAACGGAAACGAAGGUGCUGGUUCAAGAGAUUAUGUAUUUGAGGAUCUGCACCAACUUGUCUCGUAUACGUUGGUAGAGAUGAUAAGUCUUGUUAAGGAGGUUAGGCCGUCCCUGUCAACAGUUGAAGCAAUGUGGCGGCUUUUGAUGUGUGACUUGAAUGUCUUGCAAGCAUUUGAAGUUGAAGGCGAUGGAUUGGUGGAAUCUACUGCGAGUAAAUCAUCUGAAUCUGUUGGUGCUGAAUGUAAUCCUCCAAACUCUUGUGACCCAGAUAAAGCGAAGCCUCCACAAUCCAAUGCGCAAAGCAAUCAGAGUGAGACACUCAAAUUUGGAAACUUCCCAAAUACAGCCAACUCCAAAAACACUCAUUCUUGUGGAACAACAUCAGGAAAAGAAGUAUGUUCAAGAGUUAGCACUGUUUCUGGCGAUGGCAUUAAAAGUGCAUCUUUUACUCUAGUCUCUGAUGAAAAAUUGGUAUCUUGUCGGAAAGGCCGCACUAAAAAAGAAAUAGCCAUGCUCCGGCAGAAAUCAUGUGUGGAGAAGAUUAGGACUUACAGCAAAGGCAGUGGCUAUAAGGCGGCAAAGUUUGCAUCAGUCGGCAGUUUCCUUUUAGAGAAAAGAGUCAAAUCAGCUUCUGAUCCGAUGGGAAGAAAUUCUUCAUCAAAGAUAACAACAGAGAUUGGGGUGAAAGUUUCAUUGACUGAGGAUAGUAACGGUUUCUUACGUAAGAGCAUUACUAGGUUAGAUUCACCUGUAUGUGUGGUAGAUGCAAAGGGCUAUAUAACUACCAUACCUGCUACUUCUCCAACUUCUGUAUCACUAGCUUCAAAAAAAAAGUCUAGUUCUGACACUGCAACUCUGAUACCAUCAGCUUUAAAAAAGAAGUCUAGUUCUUCGGUACCAUCAGUUUCAGAAAAGAAGUCUAGUUCUGAGGCUGAAGAAAAGGCUUCAGUGUCUGCAAAGCUAGCACCAGAUUACUACGCUGGGAUCCCGUUUGAUGCAUCUCUGGGGGUAUAUGUUCCUCGGGAUAAAAAAGAUGAAUUGAUUCUAAAGCUAGUUCCUCGAGUGAGUGAUCUGCAGAAUGAAAUGCAGGUAUGGACUGACUGGGCUAAUCAGAAAGUAAAAGAAGCAACCGGUAGACUUCUUAAGGGCCAACCAGAGCUUAAGGCACUAAGGAAAGAACGAGAAGAGACACAACAGCAUAAAAGAGACAAGCAGGUAUUGGAAGAAACCACUAUGAAAAGGCUGUCAGAGAUGGAGUUAGCGUUGAACAAUGCGACCAACCAGUUUGAAAAAGCUAACAACACUGCUCGCAGGCUUGAGGUAGAACAAACUUUACUGAAGACAGAGAUGGAAGCUGCUAAGAUCAGAGCUGCUGAGUCUGCUGAGAGUUGUAGAGAAGCAAAAGAGAGAGUGCAAAUAUCAUUGAAGGAUACUCAGUUGUGGGAAGGGCAAAAGAUUCUGUUGCAGGAAGAGCUCAAGAGUCAAAGUGACAAGGGGAAAGUGCUGCAGAAAGAAGUUACCAAAGCCAAAAACCGCCAGAAUCAAAUCGAGGCUCUUUUGAAACAAGAAAAGACAGCCAAAGGGAAACUCGCUGCCCAGGCUUCUGCGGUAAAGAAAGAGAGAAAGGAACUUGAAGCACUUGGAAAGGCGGAAGAAGAGCGGAUCAAAGCAAAAGCAGAAACCGACAUCAAAUACUACAUAGAUAACAUCAAAAGACUUGAGAGAGAGAUCUCAGAGCUGAAACUUAAAUCAAACUACUCGAGAAUAGCUGCAUUGAAGAAAGGCGGCAAUGACUCAAAGGCAACAAAACUCGAGAAUCUUGGGAUGACAAAAGUGAAAAGAGAAAGAGAAUGUGUGAUGUGUUUGUCUGAAGAGAUGAGUGUGAUCUUCUUGCCUUGUGCUCACCAAGUUCUUUGCUUUAAGUGCAAUCAGCUUCAUGAGCAAGAAGGAAUGAUGGAUUGUCCGUCUUGUCGUGGGACAAUCCAGAGGAGGAUUCAAGCUCGCUUCGCUUUCGGCGGGUAA
Arabis nemorensis is the source of this 2490-nucleotide messenger RNA. NCBI's taxonomy places the organism in Eukaryota, Viridiplantae, Streptophyta, Magnoliopsida, Brassicales, Brassicaceae. The record is from the annotation of a GenBank genome assembly.